GUUGAUUCCUCAGCUUUUUCUCAGCUUCUAUUUUUCCAAUUUUGCUUCUCUUUCUCACAACAGACAACAGACAACAGACAACAGACAACAGACAACAGAGAAGAAGAGACUUAGAGAGAAACCAAAACCCAAAUUCCUGGGCAUGUUGUUGGUGACCCAUGAGGUUCACCUUGAGGAGCAUAAAUCAAGUGUGACGAAAGAUGUCUCCAGCAGAAGGAUCCCGGGAUGAAAAUGUCUACUUGGCCAAAUUGGCUGAGCAGGCUGAACGGUAUGAGGAAAUGGUGGAGUUCAUGGAGAAGGUUGCGAAGACUGUUGAUGUUGAGGAGCUAACAGUGGAGGAGAGGAACCUCCUUUCUGUGGCUUACAAGAAUGUGAUUGGAGCAAGGAGAGCUUCUUGGAGAAUUACCUCUUCUAUUGAACAAAAGGAAGAAAGCCGUGGUAAUGACGACCAUGUAGCUAUAAUCAAGGAGUACAGGGGGAAAAUUGAGGCGGAGCUCAGCAAGAUCUGCCAGGGGAUAUUGAAACUUCUUGAUUCACAUCUCAUCCCAACAGCAACUAUUGCUGAGUCAAAGGUGUUUUAUCUGAAGAUGAAGGGUGACUACCACAGAUAUUUGGCUGAAUUCAUGACUGGAUCUGAGAGAAAGGAAUCUGCUGAGCACACCUUACUGGCUUACAAGUCUGCUCAGGACAUUGCACUGGCUGAACUGGCUCCUACUCACCCUAUAAGGCUGGGGCUUGCUCUUAAUUUCUCUGUGUUCUAUUAUGAGAUAUUGAAUUCCCCUGAUCGUGCUUGUGCUCUUGCUAAGCAGGCUUUUGACGAAGCCAUCUCGGAGUUGGACACUCUGGGUGAGGAAUCCUACAAAGACAGCACCUUGAUUAUGCAGCUUCUCCGCGAUAAUUUGACAUUGUGGACUUCUGAUAACACGGAUGAGGUUGGUGACGAGAUUAAGGAACUUGCAAAGGAUGAAUCAGCUCCUGGGCAGCAUUGAUUUGGUCACUAGGUUGGAAGAGUUAGAUGAGAUAUAUUUAUUUAACUUGGAGAUUUGUUCUGUUGUUUUAGGCUUUUCCCAAACUUGGUAUGCUUGUUUGUUAUAUGUAGCGUCAAUUAGACGCUCAUUAUAUCUUACCAUAACACCUUCUUUAAUUGUUAUUGUCUAGUUUAGUUAACUCUUUGCACUUUUAGUGCUCUCGCCUUCAUUUCAUCAAAUGAAGGCAAUGUAAUCCAAUAAUGUGUUCGAAUAUAUGUUGCUCUUUGUUAUUAUUA
This is a messenger RNA of Beta vulgaris subsp. vulgaris (sugar beet), 1264 nucleotides long. RefSeq names its product 14-3-3-like protein. Lineage: Eukaryota; Viridiplantae; Streptophyta; Magnoliopsida; Caryophyllales; Amaranthaceae. Gene Ontology annotation, biological process: signal transduction. The coding region runs from base 201 to 989 and encodes 262 amino acids. Gene Ontology annotation, cellular component: cytoplasm. The record is from RefSeq and is a predicted model, not a curated record. The transcript has 6 exons.